Messenger RNA from Nicotiana tabacum (common tobacco), 1749 nucleotides. Lineage: Eukaryota; Viridiplantae; Streptophyta; Magnoliopsida; Solanales; Solanaceae. The record is from RefSeq and is a predicted model, not a curated record.
AUGGUUACUUCACCGGAGUCAGCUGAUACUCUAGCUUCUGCUUCUGCUGCCACCACUAAUGUUCUUGCACCUACAGUUACCAUUACUUCAGGAGUGAUUGACUCUACUCACCCUUACUACCUUCAUCCUUCUGACUAUCCAGGGAUGAACCUUGUAUCCUCAGCUUUUGAUGGAAAAGGAUAUGGAGGUUGGAGAAGGGCAGUUAUCAUUGCCUUGUCUGCAAAAAACAAUCUGGGAUUUAUCGAUGGUACUCUUAUUAUCCCUAAGGCUGAUUCUGUAAUCCAGCAGGCCUGGGGUAGAUGUAAUGAUAUGGUACUUUCAUGGCUUCUCAACUCCCUGUCCAAAGAGAUAGCUGAGAGUGUGCUCUAUUCACAAAGUGUAAAGGAUUUAUGGAGUGACCUAGAAGACAGAUUUGGACAGGCAAAUGGAGCAAAGUUGUUCCAAUUACAAAAGGAAUUAAGUUCAGUGGUGCAAGGUAAUUCAAGUGUAUUAACUUACUUCACCAAAAUGAAAAGCCUAUGGGAUGAACUAGAUGCACUCAAUACAUUUUCUGCUUGUGUUUGUGAGUGUGAGUGUGGUGCAAAAGUCAAAAGCUUGAAAGCACACAAAGAUGAGAGACUAUUACAGUUCCUAAUGGGACUAAAUAAUAUAUUUAUUGGGGUAAGGAGUAACAUAUUAUUGUCAUCACCUUUACCUUCCAUUGGACAGGCAUACUCUCUUGUGAUUCAAGAUGAGAAACAGAGGGAGAUACAUGCUACCCCUGCAUACUCAGGGGAAUCUGCCUCAUUCAUUACUGCAAACCAACUAGGAAAUUUCAGAAAAAUUAAUGAGAACAGGAUGCAGAAAAUAAGUUUUGAAUCUAAGAAAUAUUUAGGAAUUUGUUCCUAUUGCAAAAAGCCUGGACAUAGCAUACAGAAGUGCUAUAGAAUUCAUGGGUUUCCAGCUGAUUUCAAGUUCACAAGGGAGAAAAGAUUUCAAGAAGGUGCCCAGGAAAACAAAGCUUCCUUUUCAAAUGAAGAAAAUGAACAGGGAGCAGAAAGUGCAUCAGGAGUUCAGAAUCUCACCAAGGAAAAUGUGGCUGAGCUGCUGCAUCUUCUUCAGCAAGUGAAAGUGGGACAAAACAGUGCAGGAACCUCUGAUGUUGCAGCAAAUGUGAGCUAUGCUCGUAUGACCAAUUUAUUUGAAGAUUUAGCCUGUUUAAUUCAAAUCAAUGAUGAGUCUUGGAUAUUGGAUAGUGGAGCAACAAAACAUAUGUCUUUCAACAAAGAUUUUUUUACAGAUUUAAAAACCUUGGCUAAACCUCUCAUGGUAAAACUCCCAAACUCUUACAGAAUUCAGGUCACUCAUUCAGGAACUAUUUUUCUUUUGCCUAAUCUGAUUCUUCGAAAUGACCCUUCAAUGAAGAGCCCACUGGAGAUUGGUAAAGAGGAAGGGGGCCUCUACAUUCUCAGAUCCAGACAUACAACACCAGUGUCUAAGAGUUCACCUAAGUUUAGAAGUGUUUUUAUUCCAAGAAGGAAUUCUGUUUCCAAUCAUAGUUUGCGUUCAUGUUUUAGUUUUUCUGAUUCAAUUGUAAAAGAGAAGCUGUGGCACUACAGAUUAGGCCAUAUGCCCUUUAACAAUAUGAAAAAUGUUUCAUCAGUUUCUAUAUCCAAGUGUUCCAAAUUCUCCACUCCAUGUGUUAUUUGUCCUAUGGCAAACGUCCUUUUCCCUCUAGUUCUAUUUCUACUAAGAAAGUGCUUGAAUUAA